This is a messenger RNA of Gadus chalcogrammus (walleye pollock), 2239 nucleotides long. RefSeq names its product sialic acid-binding Ig-like lectin 14. Lineage: Eukaryota; Metazoa; Chordata; Actinopteri; Gadiformes; Gadidae. The transcript has 9 exons. The record is from RefSeq and is a predicted model, not a curated record. Bases 36 to 1424 code for a protein of 462 amino acids.
UCACACAGAUCCCAUCAACAGUUCUGGAUGAGAAGAUGACUGGAUCCUGGAGACUAUUUCUGCUCUGUAGUCUCCUGCAAGGUGCUGGGUGCAACGCUGCAGAAUUUGAGGCCCUAAUGCCAGCAAGUGUUACGACACUCAGUGGAUCCUGUGUUACCGUUCCUUGUUCCUUCACCGUGGAGGACCAGUAUAAAGUCAAUCUACAUCCUGGAUGUAUACCAAUAUGGAUAAAAGAUCAAAUAACUAUCAGUGCUACAACAUUCAGGGGAAAUCUAACAGCGUACAACUGUACUACAACAUUCAAUAACGUACUUGAAGACAAUGUUCAAUAUUAUUUUAGAAUUGACUGUGGAAAUCUAUUAAAAUAUACUUUUUACGAAAACCCAGUGACCAUCCAGAUCAAGGGGCUCCCUGAUGCACCACGUUUGACCCCCCCCAAGGAGCCGGUGGUGGAGGGGACUCCUGUGGAGCUGGGGUGCUCUGCCCCGUCCUACUGUGACACCCACCCCCCCACUGUGACGUGGACCCCCGCCCUGGGGCUCAGCACCCAGCUCCAGCAGAACGAUACCGUGACCUCCACUCUGACCUUCAACGCCUCCCACCUCCACCAUGGAAACAAUGUCUCCUGCACUGCGGCCUACUACAUACCAUCUGGGGACAAAACUGUGACGUCUACAAGACACCAAUUCAGUAUCUUAUUUGCCCCCAGGAACACCUCUGCUGUCGGCAGCCCGUGUCUUCCAGCCAGAGUGGGAGGCUGCCUCAACCUGACCUGCACCAGUCAUGCUAACCCUGCUGUCAGCGCGGUCACCUGGUACCGAACACACGGAGAAUACAUCCUUAAGAUCGGGACUGGAUCAUCUCUGUCCCUCCAGAUGUGGAACGCCAAUUACGUUUUCUUCUGUGAGGCCAGGAAUGAAAUUGGCAAGGAAAAGUCUGAUGUCUACAAGAUCGACAUUCAAGCCAAUGAGUACUCCUCAUACUCACCAGCCCUUGGAUCAGGUGGAGGAACUCCCUUCGUGACCUCAGGAGAAGGAAGAAUCACAGGCGUGAAAGUCUGGGAGCAGCCUGGUAAUCACAUUACCGGUUUCCAGUUGCGUUACGGCACCAGGUGGGACCGUGCUGUUGGUCUUGUGGUCCACGCCCCACUGAGAUUGGACCUAUUUAAAGGAGAGACCAUUACUCAGGUGUCUGGAAAAUACCGCUCAGCCGACUACAUCUAUCAGUUGAUUUUUGUGACCAGUAGAGGGCGCUCUCUCAUCACAGGCAUGCCAUUUGAGACCUCCUUUAACUUUUACCCCGAGCAUGCAGAGGAGGAACUUCGGAUGUUGAGUGGGCGGUUCGAUAGCAAUGGGAUCAGAUCACUGGGAGCCCAUUGGGGGGUAAUCCAGGAGGCUACAGGUUAUGGAAAUAAUACUACUUAACCAAAUGCUUAAAAGCACAUUUGACUUGUGAGUUCCGAAGAUUUCCUAUUGAACAAUAGAGCAUGAUAAGCAUAUUCAGAUUUUUGUUUCUGUGGAGUGAUUGGAAUGAACAUAGGGAUGAGUUGUGGGGUGAAUGUGGUUUGACCACUUCACUAAUGUUGGUAGAAAUGGUUUAGGCUUCAUUUUUAUAUAUUUCAAAAUUAAACCUAUCUAUAACUUAUUUUAUCUAUACACUUGUCUAUCACUUACCUUUUCAUUCAGGGGUCAAUCCUGGAUCGAUGUGAGAUCUGUAUUGUCUCCAAAAACACAUUUUUCACUUUAAAAAUGUCUUCAAAUGAUCUUUUAAUGAUUGCCCUUAAAAAAUGUGUGCAUGUGAAUUAUAUCUUUGCAAACCACUAUGAAGGGCCUCAUGUUUGAUUAGUGGUUUAAAAGUAAACAUUGCCUUGCCUAACUAAAGGAUGACUCUGCUCUCAAUCUUUUAUUCCACUAAUUCUCUACGAAAACAAUUGUAUCGACUAAACACAUUCUACACAUGGAGUUAUCUGUGCCACACGUUCAUGGGGCCAAUUCAAGUCAUAUUUAAAUAUCCUCAGAGCUUAAAACUACUCAGUGGUUUUUGCUGUCUUUGGUUUUGGGUUGUGUAUGUCUCAUGUUUUAUUUCCUUUGACGUCAUAUGCACGUCAAAGGAAUGUGCAUAUGAGACAUACACAACCCAUAAAUUUGUCACUUUGUCAAUAUAAAUAUAUUAUAAAAUCAUAUAUAUUAUUUUCACAUGUAUGGAAUAAUCUUCAUGACAAAUGAUUAUUUUAUGAUAA